AUGUUCCUCCACGGAUAUUCGAACUAUAUGACCUACGCAUACCCAGCUCCACAGCUCGAUCCGCUUGCGUGCGGCAAGGCUCGCUUUCCACAAUCAGACAUUCCCUAUAUGACGUUGAUUGACACGCUGGACACGCUGCACGUUCUCGAAUUCGACGAUUUGUUCAUCGAUGCGGUGAUUCGACUGGAAGCCCUUCCCGAUUUCGACUUCGAUGAGAACGUCAGCGUCUUUGAAACCACCAUUCGAACCUUAGGAGGACUUCUCUCCGCUCAUAUGCUGCUUACAGACAAUGAAACCAUCAUCGAGGCGUUUAAUCAGCGCCACCCCGAAGCCAAACCGUUUCACUACUCCAAUCAUCUGCUCGAUCUCGCUCGGGAUCUUGGCGAUCGAUUGCUCAAAGCGUUUCAACCGAACGGUUUGGCGUUCGGAUCGGUGAAUUUGCGGCUCGGCGUGCUGUGGAACGAGACGCAGAUCUCCAGUCUGGCGGGAAUCGGCUCGUGUUUACUCGAGUUUGCCGCGCUUUCUUCGCUGACGGAUGAUUUGAAGUACAUCGAUACGGCGCGGCGAUGCAUGGUCCGUCUGUAUGAAUUGCGCUCGCCGUACGAUAUGGUCGGAAAGCACUUGGAUAUUCGGAAGGAGAAAUGGACGGAGUUGAGCUCGUGCUUUGGUCGAAACAGCGAUAGUUACUACGAAUAUCUCUUGAAAGGGUACAUUCUGCUCAAUGACAACCAGCUCUAUGACAUGUUUAUGACGCUGUAUUACGCGAUCGACGUUUACAACAAGGUUGAUCAUCGGAUGGUUGUUGAAUUGCAGGAUAAAGUCUUUUGGCAUGAAGUCUCGGACUACAAUAAGCCGGAAACGCUGGUUCCUUUCAGCUAUUCGCUUUCGGCUUUCUGGCCGGGCGUUCAGUUUUUAGCGGGAGAUUAUGUGGGAGGAAAAACGACGCUGAUGCGUUUUCUGUAUGUGUGGGAUUAUUUCGGGUAUAUUCCGGAGUAUUUCAAUAUCGCAGCCCGCGAAGCAGUACAUGGCGGCGAAGAGUUGCAUUGUGUGUUGCUUUCAACGCUUAGCUACCCGCUUCGACCGGAGGUGAUCGAGAGCAUGAUGUACCACGAUACGGUGUUUGGAACGGGGGAAAUGGUGCAUUGGGGAAAGAUGAUUCUGCAUCAGCUGAACAAUACGCGCACCAAAUGCGGAUGGGCUUCGAUCAAAAACAUCAUUACGGGGGAAGUGAUCGGCGAAAUGCCUUCCUUCAUGCUCUCCGAAACGCUCAAAUACCUCUAUCUGCUCUAUUCCAACGUCUUUCUUCGCUUCUUUUUGCAUGUAGGACUCGCAAUACCGCGGACGCGAAUGGCUCUUCACCACCGAAGGCCAUCUCUUCAACAUCUCCCGCAUCCAAUCCAACGCACAUCUCCGCAACGUUCUUCCUGGCUCCGUCCUCCUCACGCUGUAGUACAUCCAAGAGGUCAAUUCGCUCUACGAAGAAUCCACCGAUCCGCACUGGGAUCUUCGCUGCUCCGCCUCCUUCGCCAGCGAUUUCUUUCACCAGGCUCGCUCGGUCGUGCAGCCGCCUCGCUGCGUCUUCCAGCUCAACCCCUCGGAGUGUCGCAAGCCGCUCGUUCCGCGUCAAUGUCCCGCCGUGCGGCCGCAGGAGCUGCUGCAGCGCCCCUGGGUGUUCGAGGACCUCGUGUUUUACACGCAUCGCCGACAUCAAGGGAUCGAACUCUACCCUCCAGUCCCACUUACACAACCAACAACAGCUAG
Blastocystis hominis is the source of this 1761-nucleotide messenger RNA. RefSeq lists its product as hypothetical. Gene Ontology annotation, cellular component: membrane; endoplasmic reticulum. The record is from RefSeq and is a predicted model, not a curated record. NCBI's taxonomy places the organism in Eukaryota, Bigyra, Opalinata, Blastocystidae. Gene Ontology annotation, biological process: carbohydrate metabolic process; endoplasmic reticulum mannose trimming; mannose trimming involved in glycoprotein ERAD pathway. Bases 1 to 1761 code for a protein of 586 amino acids. The transcript has 4 exons. Gene Ontology annotation, molecular function: calcium ion binding; mannosyl-oligosaccharide 1,2-alpha-mannosidase activity.